UUAAUUUGUAUUUCGGUCUUCCGGUUCCGAUUUAGUACUUACAUACUAAAUUACGAAUAUAAYUGUUAAUAUUAUACUUUAUGAAUUACUCCGUCUAUGAACAAUUUAAUCAUAAGGACAUUAAGAAGGUACAUGCCAAACUUUUUAUUUUACACUACUAUCCUAUGGUAACAACUGAUUCAUUUUUAUUUCAUAGUUACAACGCAUUGUGUGAAUAAUUUAGGAAACAUCAAUAUUACUAAGUUUGUUUUACUUGAUAGCUGCUGAAAAUAUCUGAUUAAUGUGUCGGAAUUUUGAUUUGUGAGCACUAAAUACAAAUGUAUGAUAUACACAUUUUAUUGUUCCGWGCAUACAACUUUUCAUAAUUAUCAUUMAAAUCAAAAUGUUGCCUUCCAAAGGCUAUUUUAAGGCUCUUGAAUGUCCCUAUUAUACUGACUCAUUUUGCGAUCGACCAUAUUGUCACUUUAAGCAUAGUAGACAAGAUUUUUUGUCUGAUGCAAAAUGUCAAAUUGUCACUGAACCAGAAAACAAUUCUGUUGUCAAUACAUCAAAGUUGCCCGAUGAACCAACAUUAAAACAAAAGGUAAAGUCUAAAGUUAUUGAAUACAUACCUAAAUGUAUAAAGCCAAAGAAUCUUGAAUCCGGUGUUAAAUCAACUAAUGAAAUAGGUAAAAAAGACAUUCCUAUACCUGAAUAUAUACCUUCGAGUGUCAAAGACAUAAAUUUAGAUUUUGAACUUCAACCUACUAAUAAUGAAUUUAAUAGAAAAGAACAAACAGAAUCAAUUAACUAUGCUGAAGGAAUUUCAACAACUUAUAAUAUUGGCACUAAUAGUUCUAGACUGAAUACAGAUAUUUCAGAAUAUAUACCUACAGCUAUUGAAAAACCUUUAGAUAAAACUAAAAAAACUGAUAAAUGUCAUCAUGAACAUAAAACAUCUUCGAAACGUAAGCAUGAGUCUUCAAAAAAAUCUUCAAGUAGAUCUAAAAAACCUAAAAGAGAUAAAUCUUCAGAACAUAGAAAGGACAAAAAAUACCAAGACAAUGAGAAGAAAUGUGAAAGAAGACAUUCAAGAGAUAAAAAUGUUAAGAGUAUUAAUCUUGACAGUAUGAAUACAUCUAGCAUUCCUUCUGUCCCAAAAUCGUUGAAAGAAGUAGUUACAGAAAAAGUAAAAAAAAAAUUAGUUGAACCUGAUCUUAUUAAAUUGGAUAUAGUUAAUUCCAGAGUUAGUUCAAGUGAUGAAGGUAAUGAUCCAUCGACUUCACUAAUCGAAUCAAGUUUAAACGAAUUUUUUGGUUCAGAAGAUUCUGAUAGUGAGCCAAAAUCAUGUAAUGUUAUAGCAGCCAAAGUAAAAAAACGAAUAUCUCAUAUUUCCUCUACAAGUAUAUUUGCACAAAUUAAUGCAAAACCAAUUAUGAGACCAAAAACUACAAAGUCUCUUCAUGAAAUGGUAGCAAGCAGAGUACAAUCUAAUCAAAAUAAUGUUUUUGGAAAUCAACCAAGUGUCACUAAAAUUAAUUUAAAUARYGAUCCUAGUUUACCAUUACUAAAGACUAAAACUCGUAUUGCUCAUCAAUCAAAAAUCGAAGUACGUUUAUGCACUUCAGAAUCUCAAACAUCAAACAAUUCAAAUAUAAACAAGAAAGAAAUAACUUCAAAUGUAAAAUUGAAUUUAAGAAUAAAAUCAUUUAAAAAUAGUAAUAAUAUGCCAAAUCCUUUACGCCAAAGCUGUUUGGAGAAACUUUAUACAGCCUUCAUUAAUCAUUACUCAUCUGAAGAAGCAAUCGAUAAAGCYCAUACAACUGAAGAAGAAGUUCAUAGUAAAGCAAAAUCAUCUGGAAUUUAUAGAAACCUUAUUGUUCAGUCUUUAAUGAAAGCCAAUAAAUCACCUCAAUUACAAGUUAAAAGUAAUCCAUAUUACCCUUCUCACAUGUAUGGUGUUUGUCUGUAUGGAUUAUUGAAGAAAUAUAUUCUAACACAAGACGAUUUGGAAACAAAUGGUUUUCCACUAAUGGGUGAUAAUAAAUUGGCAUAUAUUUCCAAAAAUGCUCACUACUACCGACCACUUUCUAAAAAACGUAAUGGUGAUAAAUUUGUGUGCAUGAAUUGUAAAAGUGAGUUUGAAGUUGAUAAACAUGGUAUGCCUACAGUUACAUUAACCAAAUGUAUUUUUCAUUCUGGCAAGCUAAAAUUUGAAAGGUCUAAAAAUGAAAAAUUUUGGGUUUGUUGUGACCAAAGGCAACAUGAAUCUGGUUGUGAAUCAAGUAUUUACCACAUGCCUGAUAAGUUUGAUGAAGAUGCGUUGGAAAAUUUUGUUAUGACUAAAAGUAAAAAAUCUGACAAAAAGCCAGAAAUACCAAACUUUUAUGCCCUAGAUUGUGAAAUGGUCAAUACUACAUUUGGUAUUGAAAUUGUUCGAGUCACAGUCAUUAAUCAUGAAGGAGAAGAAGUGUAUGAAUCCAAAGUGAAACCUUUUAAUACUAUACUUGAUUAUAAAUCUAAAUUCAGUGGAAUUACUGAGGAAUCAUUAAGGAAUUGUUCAAAGAGAUUGUCUGAUGUUCAACAAGAUUUAUUGAAGAUAUUUGAUAAAGAUUCAAUUUUAAUUGGUCAUAGUUUAGACAGUGAUUUAAAAGCAUUAAAAAUGGUUCAUUAUAAUGUAGUAGAUACCAGCGUUAUGUAUCCUCAUAAAUAUGGUCCUCCUUAUAAGUGGAGUUUGAAGUUGUUGUCUGAACAGCAUUUACAAAGAAUUAUUCAAAGUGAAGAAGGUCAUGACAGCAAGGAAGAUGCUUUAGCUUCAUUGGAUUUAGUUUGGAAGAAAUUAAAAGAGGAUGUAAAGAAAUUCAAGCCAAUCAAUAUAAUUAGUAUAGGUAAGAGAUAGUUGAUGACAUUAACUAAAUUUGUUCAUAUAAUGUAUUGGACAUUAAAUGUGGCCUUAAAAAUAAUAUGAUCUCAGUUGAAUUUAUUUUUAUAUUAAAAUGUAUAACACAUUUAAACAAGAAUGUUAAGAAGAAUACUCUAGUAUCAAUUACUGAGGGUWAUUUAAAAAAAUAUAAAUAUGUUAAUAUUUGUUGAAAAUACUACUUUAAAUAAGUAAUGUGAAUAAAUUAAGGUGGACAGUUUCUAUUUCAUAAACCCUGGUAUUGAUUUUGAUCUAUACCCUUGUA
This is a messenger RNA of Diuraphis noxia (Russian wheat aphid), 3164 nucleotides long. RefSeq lists its product as uncharacterized. Gene Ontology annotation, molecular function: exonuclease activity; nucleic acid binding. Gene Ontology annotation, cellular component: nucleus. Lineage: Eukaryota; Metazoa; Arthropoda; Insecta; Hemiptera; Aphididae. The record is from RefSeq and is a predicted model, not a curated record.